Oncorhynchus nerka (sockeye salmon) is the source of this 1534-nucleotide messenger RNA. RefSeq names its product carbohydrate (N-acetylglucosamine 6-O) sulfotransferase 7 (gene chst7). Gene Ontology annotation, biological process: N-acetylglucosamine metabolic process; carbohydrate metabolic process. Gene Ontology annotation, molecular function: N-acetylglucosamine 6-O-sulfotransferase activity; chondroitin 6-sulfotransferase activity. Bases 76 to 1323 code for a protein of 415 amino acids. NCBI's taxonomy places the organism in Eukaryota, Metazoa, Chordata, Actinopteri, Salmoniformes, Salmonidae. The record is from RefSeq and is a predicted model, not a curated record. Gene Ontology annotation, cellular component: Golgi membrane; trans-Golgi network. The transcript has 2 exons.
UCUUCUUGCUGGUCUCAGCCUUCACAGAGCGGCACCGAACCCAACAACAGCCCUGUCUAUCUGUGAGAGAGGGAAAUGAAAAGGAGGCUACAGAAGAAAUACUUCAUUUUAAUUCUAGCAUAUUCCGUGUUACUUCUGUUAAUUCCGUAUAUGCUGGACUACAGGAGUAAAUUAGGGCAUAUUAAACAUGGCAAGCAACAGCCGAGGUGCCCCGACCUCGAUGUGUGGAAUAACGGGGACAAGUUCAGCAACACUACGGGUACCGUGGAAGACACGGUAGUCAACAGGAGCCAGUCUAAAAUACACGUUUAUUUACAUGCUACAUGGAGGACGGGGUCAUCGUUCUUAGGAGAGUUAUUCAAUCAACACCCCGAUGUGUUUUACCUCUACGAGCCCAUGUGGCAUAUAUGGCAGGCUCUCUAUCCAGGAGAUGCGGUCAGUCUGCAAGGAGCCGUGCGUGAUAUGAUGAAGGCGUUAUUACGAUGCGACUUCUCAGUUUUAAAACUGUACACAGGGAGCCAAAAUAUCACCACGUCUUUUAUAUUUGGAUGGAGAAAGAACAAAGUCAUCUGCUCGGAACCUUUAUGCGAGGCGUACAAGAGAAACGACGUGGGAUUAAUCCAAGAUGACGUCUGUGGAAAGUGUCCAAGGAAAGAUAUCAAAGAGUUGGAGAGGGAGUGCAAGAAGUACCGCGUCGUGGUAAUCAAAGGUGUGCGGGUUCUGGACCUCGGCGUACUCGUCCCGUUAAUGAGAGAUCCCGCUUUAAAUCUCCAGAUCAUUCAGUUGUUUAGAGACCCGCGGGCAGUUCACAAUUCACGACUGAAAUCGAAACAAGCUCUGGUCAAGGAGAGCAUACAGGUACUGAGGAGUAAAAAACAGACGGAGAAAUACAAGCGUCUACUGGUGCCAAACAGCAGGGGGAACCGGGCAGAGAAUUAUGUCUCUAGCGCAAUGGAGCUAAUAUGUGACAACUGGCUGAACGACAUGAUGCUCAUGAUGAACGCGCCCCCCUGGGUGAAGAGGAAUUACAUCAAGAUCCGCUACGAGGACUUGGUUCUACACCCCAUGGAGGAACUCAGGAGACUCUACAGCUUCUCCAAACUCUCCUCCUUUCCUGCCAUGGAUAAGUUCGUGUUGAACAUGACCCACGGGCACGGUUACUCCUCAGACAAACCGUUUGUAAUAUCGUCCAGGGACGCUAAGGAAGCCAUCUUCGCAUGGAGAGAGCGGUUGAACAUUGAGCAGAUCUCCCAAGUGGAAGACUACUGCAGUGAGGUCAUGAGACAACUGGGCUAUCAGAAAAACAGUGUGGAUCAAACAUAGACAUUACAGCAUCAAGAUGGUGGUGAUGAAGGUGCCUGAUGGGAUAAACUACGAUGUCAGGACUGGUGCCAAGGGAAGAGGAACUGGGAAGCAGCUAGACUGGGUCGGUUUUCUUCUUCAGCCAAUCCUGUAUGAACUGAAGGAGAGAGGAUGUCUGUCACGGGCUGGACAGAAGCAUGGCAACACGAAGAGGACUUAGAGGAACUGAAUU